This is a messenger RNA of Cryptomeria japonica (Japanese cedar), 1114 nucleotides long. RefSeq names its product tetraketide alpha-pyrone reductase 2-like. The coding region runs from base 1 to 990 and encodes 329 amino acids. The record is from RefSeq and is a predicted model, not a curated record. Gene Ontology annotation, molecular function: oxidoreductase activity, acting on the CH-OH group of donors, NAD or NADP as acceptor. The transcript is spliced from 6 exons. NCBI's taxonomy places the organism in Eukaryota, Viridiplantae, Streptophyta, Pinopsida, Cupressales, Cupressaceae.
AUGACAGAGAAUGGUAAAAUGAUGUACGUGACAGCAGGCACAGGCUUCAUUGCUGCUUAUCUCAUUCGGGCUAUACUCAACAAGGAUUACUCUGUUCUCACUACUAUUCGCAAUCCAGAUAAUGUAGAGAAGAUAGGGUAUCUAUGGGAUCUGCCUGGUGCAAAGCAGAGGCUUAAAAUAUUGAAAGCAGAUCUGUUCGAAGAAGGAAGUUUUGAUGAAGCAGUAGAUGGUGUGGAUGGGGUGUUUCAUACUGCUUGCCCUGUUGUAAUACCAAAUGAUUGUAACAUCAAGGAGACCUUCCUUGAUCUUUGUGUGAAUGGCACUCUCAAUGUCCUCAAGUCUUGUUCAAGAUCAACCUCUGUAAAGAGGGUGGUGCUUACAUCCUCCUGCGUAUCUAUCAGAUAUAACUACAAUACUGAAGAGCUUUCUCCUUUAGAUGAGUCCCAUUGGAGCAAUCCAGAGUACUGCAAACAGUAUAAUCUUUGGUAUGCAUAUGCAAAAACUAUUGGUGAGAAAGAGACCUGGAAGUAUGCAGAGGAGCAGGGGCUCGAUCUGGUCGUGGUAAACCCAUCAUUUGUUGUUGGGCCACUUCUUGCACCUGAACCUACCAGCUCUCUUGCUUUAAUCCUGAGCAUAAUGAAAGGAGGAAAUAACAAAACAUACCCAGAUUUGAGGUUGGGGUUUGUUCACAUUGAUGAUGUAAUAGCAGCACAUAUACUGGCUAUGGAGGUACCAUCAGCAUCAGGGAGAAUUAUAUGCUCUGGUGCCGUUGCUCACUGGGAAGAAAUUGUGAAGAUGCUCAAGGAAAAAUAUCCCAUGUACCCAAUUGCAGACCAAUGUGGACGAGAUCAAGGCAAUGCAACACCUUAUACAAUGAACACUGCUAAGAUCAAAAGCCUUGGAUUUGGCAACUCUAAAAGCAUAGAACAAAUGUUUGAAGACUCUAUUAGAAGCUUCCAAGAGAAGGGAGUGCUCCAGAAUCUGCCUUGAAUGCCAAUAAGAAUUGUAAUUUUACAGCAAGACUUCUGUACUUCAGUUUUAUUGAAUAAGGAAUGCAAGAUAUGAAAAAUAUGGAACAUAACAAUUAAUGAUAUGAAAAAUAUGGUAACUUGUC